Molecule: messenger RNA, 4644 nt
Organism: Lates calcarifer (barramundi perch)
Lineage: Eukaryota; Metazoa; Chordata; Actinopteri; Centropomidae
Gene: esyt1a
Product: extended synaptotagmin-like protein 1a
Biological process (GO): lipid transport
Molecular function (GO): lipid binding
Source: RefSeq, a predicted model, not a curated record
UUCUACAGGAUUUCAUGUGAAGGAGGGUUUCAUGCUGAGACCGCCCUCACUGGUCCUGGUCUCUGAUUGCCCUAUUCUGCGAGAGAGACUCUGUACGCAAAUGAAACGCGGAGUAGCCCAUUUCUGUACCCUGCGGAACUGAAAGGGGGGAGGGCAGCGAAGAGGAACCGUGAUCAUCCUGUAAUCGCUCCAAACCAGCAAGUUUAUCGGUGAUUUCUCGAUGGUCUCGCGAAGAAAUCGGUGGUGAGUCUUCACUUGGCGCUUGCCACUCAAGUCACAAGAGCAGAGAAGCGGUGAAGUCAAACGGAUCCCUCGCGAUGCCAGCCGCGGAUGCAGAGCUGGGCACGAGCGUUGGCACGACGGGUGCAGCCCCGGCCCCGGCCCCGGCCUCACUGAAGCAGCCCCCCGCCGAACGCGCAGUCAGUGUGCUGUGGUCGUUCGGAAAAUGCCUGGGUGCGCUUCUGCCCGUGUACCUGGCCGGAUACUACGGCUUCAGCAUCAGCGUCGUCCUGUUCGGGCUGCUGAUCUACAUGGGAUGGAAGCACGGUCGGCAGGAGAAAGUGACCAGGCUCAAGUCUGCCAUGUACCUCCUGGAUAACGAGAUUGAAUUCACCACGGCGAAGGUGUUGAGAUCCAAAAGGGAUUUGCCUCCUUGGGUCAACUUUCCAGAUGUGGAAAAAGUGGAGUGGCUGAAUAAGAUCGUGCAGCAGGCUUGGCCCUUCGUUGGUCAGUAUCUGGAGAAGUUGCUAGUGGAAACCAUUGCACCCGCGAUCCGUGCCUCCAGCAUUCAUCUGCAGACUCUCAGCUUCACCAAGGUCAACAUAGGAGAGAAGGCUCCGAAGGUGGUUGGUGUAAAGGCUCACACAGAACAAGAUAAGAGACAAGUGAUGUUGGAUUUGUACCUGAGCUAUGCCGGUGAUGUUGAGGUCAAUGUUGAAAUCAAAAAGUACUUCUGCAAAGCUGGAGUGAAAGGAAUUCAGCUCCACGGGAAGCUGCGUGUGAUCCUUGAGCCUCUGAUCGGAGAUGUGCCGCUGGUUGGAGCCAUCACCAUGUUCUUCAUCCGCAGGCCUAAACUGGACAUCAACUGGACCGGGCUGACCAACCUGCUGGAUAUCCCCGGGCUGAAUGCCAUAUCGGACACUAUGAUAAUGGAUGCAAUAGCCUCCCACCUGGUGCUUCCCAAUCGUCUCACUGUUCCCCUGGUGGCCGACCUGCACGUUGCGCAGCUCCGCUCCCCUCUCCCAAGGGGAGUUGUGCGUAUCCAUCUGCUGGAGGCUGAGGACCUGACCGCUAAGGAUACAGUCAUCAAAGGCUUAAUUGAUGGGAAAUCAGACCCAUAUGCUGUUCUGCGAGUCGGAACCCAGAUCUUCACCUCUCAUCACGUGGACAGCAACCUGAACCCACAGUGGAGGGAGAUGUUUGAGGUGAUUGUCCAUGAAGUACCUGGUCAGGAGUUGGAAGUGGAAGUAUUUGACAAAGACCCAGACCAGGAUGACUUCCUGGGGAGGGUCAAGUUGGAUCUUGAUAUUGUAAAGAAGGCCAGAGUUGUGGAUGAUUGGUUCAAUCUGAGGGACGUCCCAUCCGGCAGCAUUCACCUCCGGCUGGAGUGGCUCUCUCUGCUGUCCUCUGCUGACAGACUGAGUGAGGUGAUCCAGAAGAACCAGAACCUGACCAGUAAGACAGCUGAACCUCCAUCUGCCGCCAUCUUAGCCGUCUAUCUUGACCAAGCUUUUGAACUGCCUAUGAGGAAAGGCAAUAAAGACCCAAGCCCAAUGGUGCAGCUUUCCAUUCAGGAUACGACUAAAGAGAGCAAGACUUGUUAUGGUACCAACAACCCUGUAUGGGAGGAUGCUUUUACCUUCUUCAUUCAGGAUCCUCACAAACAAGACAUUGACAUUCAAGUCAAAGACGACGACCGUGCUUUGUCCCUGGGCAAUCUGACAAUCCCUCUGACCCGUGUUCUGGCGGCCCCUGAACUCACCAUGGACCAGUGGUUCCAUUUGGAGAAUUCUAGUUCAGCCAGUCGCAUCUACGUCAAAAUUGUGCUUCGGGUUUUGUGGUUAAGUGACGAUGCCACUCCUACGACUCCGUCUCCUCGGCCUGUAUCCCCUGGAUCUGGGACGGGUCAGGGGGGAACUGCAUCAGAGCCGAACUCCACAGGGCCCGGCGGGUCGGCUAAACCUCAGCCCACACGACCUCAGCAAACCACGCCCGACCCAGAGUUCGCAACUGAGGGAGUGCUGCGUAUUCAUCUGGUAGAGGCCCAAAACCUGAUAGCCAAGGACAACUUCAUGGGAGGCAUGGUGAAGGGGAAGAGUGACCCCUACGUCAAGAUCCGUGUGGCUGGUAUCACCUUCCGCAGCCACACCAUCAAAGAGAACCUCAAUCCUACCUGGAAUGAGCUUUAUGAGGUGAUUUUGACUCAGCUUCCUGGACAGGAGAUCCAGUUUGAGUUGUUUGACAAGGACAUCGAUCAGGAUGACUUCCUCGGAAGGUUCAAGCUUGGCCUACGAGAUAUCAUCAGCGCACAAUUCAUUGAUACGUGGUACACUCUAAAUGAUGUGAAGUCAGGCCGAGUUCACCUGAUGCUGGAGUGGCUGCCCAGAGUCUCUGACCUACACAGACUGGAACCGAUCCUGCAGUACCAGUCCCUGCAGUCGUACCAGAACAAGGUUGUACCAUCAGCAGCUGUGCUGUUUGUGUAUGUGGAGCGUGCCCACGGCCUGCCGUUGAAGAAGAGUGGAAAGGAGCCAAAAGUUGGGGCUGAGAUAAUCCUCAAAGGCGUUUCACACAAAACCAAGGUUUGUGAGCGCUCCACAUCUCCUCGAUGGGAUGAAGCCUUUCAUUAUUUGAUUCGUGACCCCAGAGAUGAAACACUCACAGUCAAGCUUUCCCACAGCUGGGGCCAGGCCCUCGGGUCCCUGACGCUUCCUCUCAGGGAGGUGCUGGCUGAGCCGGGCUUGGUGCUGGACCGCUGGCUCAGUCUGGAUGGAGCUCUGCCAGAGAGCCAGAUCCUACUGAGGGCCACACUCAAGAUCUUGGACACUCAGCUGGCGGUGUGUCGUGGGACUUCAGGGGACGCAGGUAAUGACACCAGCGGAGACGAAGUCAUCCCCAGAUGGAUUCCAUCCCACCUAGACCUCAGACACAGAGGUGGAUUCUCCAUAGGUGGUGAUAAUGGGAGCACAACAAGCCAGGUGAAGCUUACCUUGGGCUACUCCACAGAGGAGAACAGGCUUUUCAUCACUGUUCACUCCUGCAGAGCCCUGGCAGCCUGCUCCAAGGAUGGUGCAGACCCGUAUGUUUCCUUCAUCCUGCUGCCUGACAAGAAGGGUACGACCAAGCGGAGAACUGCCACCAAGAAGAGAGACCUCAACCCAGAAUUCAAUGAAAGGUUUGACUUCGAUCUCUCUCUGGAGGAGUCCACACAGAGGAAACUGGACCUCUCUGUGAAGAACAGUGUCUCCUUCAUGAGCAGAGAGAGGGAGCUCAUCGGCAAGUUGCAGCUGGACCUGAACCAAAUAGACCUAAAGACAGGUGUCACACAAUGGUACGAUUUGGUAGCAGAGACCAACUAGAAGAACCUGUGUUUGAUCUUCAGUAAUAUAUAACAAUGUGUUGCUUCUGUGAUCUGUGAUUUGUGUGUUUGUAUAUUCAGCUUAAAUUAAAAUUUCCACCAUCACUGAAGAAAAAAAAUGAUGACAUAUAUGCUUCACAAAAACACAGUCCAUCAGUAUUUAUGACACUUUACAUGUAGCUUAUCAUCCAUGAAGUGUUAACUGUGCUAAACCCAUGGACAGAUUCUUCAGUAGAAUAUUUUGGCUGAAUAGAUAUUUGAUAAAAAUGCAACUAUGUUGCACAACCUACCAAGUUUCUAUAUGUUUAGAAGCAUGUACAAGUCCUAUUUGAAUUUUAUUUACAAAAGGGCUUAUGCUGUGGUUAAUAUUCUAUGAUGUGACAAUGUUUUAUGGAUCUACAGCAUCCGACACAACUGAAAACGAUUCUUUAAAAUUUUGUUUUUUACAAUCUUCAAACAAUUCCCGAGAUUACUUUGUUUAUAUACGUUUAUAUUAUUGCCUUAAGUAUUACAAAACUGUGCAAGUUUGUCAGUGUUCAUGAAUUAUGUUCCAGAUGAAGUUUUAUAUGUUUUAACCAGAACUUUCUGAAAGUUACUUUUAUAAAUCAGAGUAUUACAAACGUAGACCCUCACAUUACCACUGAAAACAGAGGUAUGAUACUGUAAGCAGAGUCUAAAUCACUGUGCUUUUAUGAAGAGAAAACUUUGUAGAUACUGAAAACACAUUGCUAGAUGUUCUUACAACCAAAUGCUUCUUUGUGUUUGUAUGUGUUUGUAGUGCUAAAUGCAAGAGGCCAAUGCUUCUGGCCAUGUUUAUAUUUUGUUGGGUUUUUUUUAGCUAAACAGUUAUGAGAAGCAGGAAAAUAUUGUACGGCUGUGGUGAGGCAGCUUCUACGUCACCUCACCACAAAAGGUUUAGACAAUGAUUUGUGGUAAUGGAAAGAAAAUAAAAAGUAUUUAAAUUUUCAGAAAUGAAGAAGAAAACUGCUGUGCUUUGACAUGAUUUGAACAUAUCAUCAUGUAGCUGCUGAAGUUCUUGAUUAAAGUUUGCACUCUCAUGAACCAAA